GAUUGAAAUAACUUCCAGGAUAGUAAGAGUUCAUAUCUCAUCAAAGUUUAUUAAGUUUCGAUCAGAAACAAACACAGAGUUCAUGCAUGUACGGAUGUACCUACUGAUUCAUGCUAAUUCUGCUGGAGAGAGAACAAUCAUCGUCUAAAUAUUGCACAACAUGUGUGUGCCAUCUGUGUUAGAGAAUCAAGCAAUAAAAAUGGUUGAAUCCAAAGUGAAAGAGUGCAUGGAAGAGCUGUUGAAGUUCACCCUUGAAUCUCACAUAGAGGGUACCCAGGAUAUCGAUCUAGCCUUGCCCACUGACUUCUGCCUCCUCAACAACCCGAAAAUCGGCACCAAUUCUACAAAGGGAGAACCCCCAUAUCCUUUAUACAAGCAACUAGCACUAGCCCUAUAUGAAUCCAUCAAUUCUAAUGCCAUUUCAGGGACAGAUAAUUGGGAUCAGAGUUCACAAUUACUAAACACUCUCAAGUCUGUGGACUUUGAACUCCAUGUUCAGGAGCCCUUUUUCACACAAAUCAAAGACGGCCUAAAGACAGUCGAAGGAAGGUGCAACGUUGGUCCCUAUAGUCGAAUCGGAUCAGGAGCACUGAUCCUCUUCAACAAAUGCCUGAUUGUCGAGGUUAAGGAAGUCCGAUCGUAUGGUUCCUUCUCUGAUAUGUUGCAAGCAGAGAGCCUAGAGAAAGUUCUCCCUGGUGUGAAAACCAUUGAAGAGGGUGUUCAAGUCUACAGAAGAUUCUACACUGAAGAAAUUGAAAGGUCCAAUGGUGUCAUUGCCAUAUGCAUUGAAAAAUUGCCUGCCCAACCCUAUAUGUAUUUGGCCAAGUUAUUAUCAGAAUUGGGUAAUGAUGGUAUUCAAAGCCUUCUGGAGCUCAAUUCACAUGAAUUCAGUGCAUAAAUUUGUAGCUUUAUCUGCAAUUUACUAAUGAGAAAAAAAAAACUUCAGUAAAA
Rosa chinensis is the source of this 951-nucleotide messenger RNA. RefSeq lists its product as uncharacterized. The record is from RefSeq and is a predicted model, not a curated record. The transcript has 2 exons. NCBI's taxonomy places the organism in Eukaryota, Viridiplantae, Streptophyta, Magnoliopsida, Rosales, Rosaceae. The coding region runs from base 161 to 898 and encodes 245 amino acids.